Molecule: messenger RNA, 825 nt
Organism: Tricharina praecox
Lineage: Eukaryota; Fungi; Ascomycota; Pezizomycetes; Pezizales; Pyronemataceae
Exons: 2
Coding region: 1-825 (274 amino acids)
Source: RefSeq, a predicted model, not a curated record
AUGGCUCAGGAGAUCAACGAGUCAAUUAUCGAGCAUACUGCAAAGCAACAGCAGCUCCAGCAGCACGCGUCGUCGAGGGGGCCUACGGCGGACUAUCUCAUCCACCGUCGGCCUGCGAAAUCCGAACCGACAACAGUCACCACCUUCCUCACCGACUUCCAAACCACCUGCACCCACGGCCACUACCGUUAUUUCGGCUACAGCGACCCAUGCGCCACCCACACGCAAUCAGCGCCAACGUGGACACCCUCCACCCCCAUCUCCACCUUUGCUGGAAAUCCACGGCCGCAGAGUGCGCCGCCAGAGUACGCAUCGCAUGACGGCAACGCUGACAUUGGCGUGGAAGGUGGAAAUCUAGUACUGGAAUACGCAUCACAAGAUGGCGGCGCCGGCAUGGGUAGUGGGGGAGAGGGAAGUCUACCGCCGUACUCACCACCGCGGCCGGAGCCACCAGCUUACUUUUCGCCGAGACCCACAGCUGCAGUACCGGUGUAUUCUCAGUCGAGGCGUGCAUCUGCAGUGGCAGUUCCGGUUACCUCAGAUCCGCUGUCGGAGCCGCCGGAGUAUUCUUCCCAGAGACCGGCGGAGGAACCUGAGGAACCUGAGGAACCUGAGGAACCUGAGGAACCUGAGGAACCUGAGGAACCUGAGGAACCUGGGGAACCUGGGGAACCGGAGGAACCGGAGGAACCGGAGAAACCGGAGGAACCGGAGGAACCGAGGGCACCGGGGGUACCUGGGGGCGUGGAUAUGAGGGCUACCGUGGUGACAGUGACGGAUGUGGGAGAUAGGUUUGACCUAGAGGCCGAGGAUGGAGGGGCUUGA